Messenger RNA from Monopterus albus (swamp eel), 2436 nucleotides. It is a transcript of the gene txnipa, whose product is annotated as thioredoxin interacting protein a. The transcript has 6 exons. Gene Ontology annotation, cellular component: cytoplasm. Gene Ontology annotation, molecular function: ubiquitin protein ligase binding. Gene Ontology annotation, biological process: protein transport. The record is from RefSeq and is a predicted model, not a curated record. NCBI's taxonomy places the organism in Eukaryota, Metazoa, Chordata, Actinopteri, Synbranchiformes, Synbranchidae. Bases 177 to 1367 code for a protein of 396 amino acids.
CUGGCAGGGGCUCGUCAUAUAAAACCUGCACUUUGCCUUUGUUUACAGCAGAGGAUUGAACGCUGCUGUUACUCAGGAGUGUUACGCGCUUCUUAGUGUUUAAUCCUGCAGACACGCGACUUAACCUAGUACAGUUUCGUUUUUAUCUUUGCGUUGGAUAUCAGCGAUAAGCAGUCAUGGUGGCUAUGACGAAGAGAGUGAAAACAUUCCAGAUUAUUUUUACGGACCCUAGCAAGACUUUCUAUUGCGGCGGGGACACGGUGUCCGGUCGGAUAGAAGUGGAAGUGAACGAGGUGACGCGUGUAUCCGCGGUAAAGAUUCUGGGUCUGGGACACGCCAAAGUGGGGUACGCUAAAGGCAAACAGCGGUGCCGACAGGAGGCCGAGUACCUUCGGUAUGAAGCGGUACUGCGACUGGACGACCAGCCUACAGAUUCUGACGGAUCAGUUGUCUUGAGGCCUGGCAACAAAUAUGAAUACAUAUUUGGAUUUGAUCUCCCUCAGUAUGGGAAGCUGGUGUCAACAUACAAGGGGAAGUUUGGCUAUGUCCAGUACUAUGUGAAGGCCGUGAUGGAGAGGCCACACCAGAACCCCCUCGAAUGCAAGAAACCAUUUGAAGUGGAGGAGCCUCUGGAUGUCAACACCCCAGAACUGCUGUCUCCCACAGGUGGCAUGAAGGAAAAGAAAGUCACCUGCAUGUUCAUCCCUGAUGGUCAGGUGUCACUGAACGCUAAAAUUGACCGCCGUGGCUUUUGUGAAGGUGAAGACAUCUGCAUCAACGCAAAGUUUGAGAACACCUGCUCCCGCAUUGUGGUGCCCAAGGCCGCAAUCAUUGCCAAACACACCUACCAAGCCAAUGGCCGCACCAAGGUCUUCCGCCAGAAGCUGUCCUCGGUGCGUGGAAACCACAUCAUCUCCGGCAUGUGUGAUGCCUGGCAGGGCAAGACCAUCAGGGUGCCAAAAAUCAAACCAUCCAUGCUGGGUUGCAACAUCAUCCGUGUGGAGUACGCUUUGAUGAUCUAUGUCCACAUCCCUGGUAGUGAGAAGCUGAUUCUGGAGCUGCCUCUGGUCAUUGGGACCCCUGGUCUGGGCAGCCGCAGCAACAGUGUGAGCAGCCAGGAGGGUUCGGUCAGCAACAGCUCUCAGAGCUGGGUGUCCCUCAGGGUGCCCUCUGACCCUCCCAGCUAUUGUGACAUCACCCGUGACUGUCACCUAGACCAGCCCCUCACACCGCUCCUGGAUGACUUCGAUGGAGACGACAGCCCCAUCUUCAUGAAUGCACCAGCGUUCCCGUUUCCACCGCUUCCGACUUACACUGAGGUGGAGGAGGAGUACAAUGGCAAUGCCCGCAUGCUGCCAGUCUGCUGAAGUGCAGGGAAUCUCAAACUGUGGUCCAGCUCAAAAAGGAGCUGAUGGUCCAAACUCCAGAUGAGAUGUGUUGGAUCAAGAAGUAAAGUCAGCACUGUGGAGGUGGACAGAGAGACGCUUAUCUGUUCUAACAGCUGUCUUCACUGCACUUCAUCACCUACGCUGAUCUCAUUAUUCCUCCUGGUGCUCUGCAGGGCAUGGACAUGGAGUUCAAACCUCAGAACAUGUGUGGUGUGCCACAUUCCUGAAUAGGCUGUCCCUUCCGGAGGCUCAGACCGUCAGGUCUCAUUGUUCAUUUACAGACACUGUAUGGCUUUGUUAUUGGGGCCAAGCAAUAUUCAAGUCACCCCCCAGCCUUCUGUUAUAUCUUUGCUUUUUUGGGGUUUUUUGUUUGCCUCAUGCUUCUUUGUCAUUCCAGUAAGACCCUGUAUGUCAGGGAUUUCACUAGAGGAACCAUCUCUUUGUUACUUCAGUCCAGUCAGUUUCUGUUGCUGUAAAGAUGUUUGUCAGACAUACUAUGUAUAUAGCCUUUGAAAAUUACAACAUGUAGAAUAAUCUUCAUCGGAUGCUAACAGAAUCUCACGCAGCAUUAUUUGGAAAAAUGUUUUUCCCUCUAUUGCACUUUUUGAUUGAUGCAUUUUGGUCUGCUGCUGCCUUACAAGAAUUGUUGUUUUAGUUUGAUUUGAACAAUGUUUGUGAUGUGUAGAGUGAAUUUUCUGUCUAAAUCUGAAAUUGUUAGAGCUUUGCAUUUGAUUUCCAGGCUCAGUUUGGUGAAUGGCUGCAUGUGCCAAACAUAAUCUAUGCAACAUGUAUGUGUGACAUUGUGGAACGUGCAUAUGUGAGGAUGAUCAUUGUGUCUGAUCUGCAGUUGUCCCAGACAACAUUUUACUGUGAGAUCUCCACUGUGGUGUGUUCAUGGCAUCUGUUCUUCCAGGGCACUAAGAAAAUCACUGCUAAAGACUGAUUUGUGACAAAGUAUGUUUGCAAUGCAUCCUUGAUACUUAUAACAAGUAUUUUUUGUAUGAAACCCUAUGGGUUAUGUUUUUUUAUUAAAAGACAUUGAAAAAUA